AUUCCCUACAAUGCCAUCGAAACUUAAAAGUGAUAGCGCACGGAAACAUUCUAUAUUCACGACUUAAAUUGUUAUAAUCGCGUAGUUCUAAUUUGGCCCAAAUACACUUUAGUGCUUGUAACCAUCAAUUUCGUAUAGGACGCAUUGUGAAUUGAGCAACAUGCUACCUUUUGCAGUGUUAGUGCUAAUAGCAUUUAAAGUUCCAACAGCACUCGGACUAGUAUGUCUCAAGUGUGACCUCGUCCCGAGCAUACGUGAUUGCCCAUACAUCGAAACGUGUGGAUCACACGAGGUAUGCUAUUUAGAAGGAUAUAUUUCGAAUAACGGGCGCGCGUUAUAUCAAGGCGGAUGCAGGGAACGUCAAAAAUGCUCCAGCGUCACGGCUGUUGGAAAACGGACCAAUGCCGUGUUUUGUUCCCAGUGCUGCGACUACAACUGGUGCCAGGCCUCACUUUGUGGGGGCACAGGAUAUCCUCCCGACCGAGGUACUAUGUGUUACGCUUGUCCAGAGGGAUUGUUACAAGAAAAUGAUUGCGACAAAAUUAUAGAGGCAUCACGUGAUCAGGUCUGUACAGAAACACUGAAAAUGUCAGCCCAAGGUACUAUGAUUCAUGGUACUAGCCUUAUGGAGAAAACCGCAUGUGACAGAGCACUAGCAGCACUAGGAACUCUAGCUGCGGGAUUUCACAUAGGCGUCACCAACGACACGUGUUUCAACUGUUGUAGCGGUGACCUGUGUAAUUACAGGUGCAUUCCAGCGACACCUAUUGUGCAAGUGUGUAAGGACACCUCAACUCCUGAAACAUGCAAGUUGGCAGCUGCCUUCAUCUGUGGCGAUAAGACAAUGGCUACUAACGCAGGAUGUUUACACUACUGUGGUUUAUGUUAACCUCUGAUAUCCACAAAUACACAACUGCAAGGCUAA
Molecule: messenger RNA, 925 nt
Organism: Dreissena polymorpha
Lineage: Eukaryota; Metazoa; Mollusca; Bivalvia; Myida; Dreissenidae
Exons: 9
Coding region: 161-889 (242 amino acids)
Source: RefSeq, a predicted model, not a curated record